CCUGUCAGCCAAUGGCCGCGGGAUGCGCCGUCCGAGGGUAACCCUCACCGCACCUGGGGGAAAAGGCGGAUGCAAGAAAUAUCGUCCUUCUACGUUAUGACGUGAGUUACCAAGCCAGCUUAGUUAGAGACAAGCGUCUCUUCCCGCUUCUCUGCCGCCAGUUAACCUAGCUCAAUGACACCACGCCUUCAACCUGAGGGCCCGCUCAUGCGCCGCAGCUGCCCUCACUAACGACGGCUGACAGGCGUGGAGUAAAAGCCGGAAGCAGGCGGGAUGGGCGGUGCUGGCAGAGGGCGUGUCGAAGGCGUGGCCUGGCUGCCGUGAGCUCUGGAGGGGCGUGGCCAGCCGCCCCACCUGGGCUUUCAGUCAAAGGCGCACUUAACCGCAGCGGUCCGCCUUCUAGCCGUUUCCAGGGGGCGGGUCGCUACUGGCCCCGCCCCCGCCCAUAUUUCUUCCUCUUGGGAAGCACCCCUUGAGUCUCCGAGAUUGGGCUGGAGCUGGCUGCUGACUUCCAGUACGUCGGCGGUCUCUAGCGGCGAUGGAGGGCGCCCACGAGAACCCCGCAGAGUCUAGCUCCUCCGUCCCCAGGUUCGAAGAGCCUGCCGGCUCGGCCGGUGCCCCCGAGGUAUUGCCUCCGGAGGAGUCGGAGGGCUGCGCCCGUUCCUUGGACGCGGCCCCCAAGAAACUCUGUGGCUAUCUAAGUAAAUUUGGCGGCAAAGGGCCCAUUCGGGGCUGGAAAUCCCGCUGGUUCUUCUACGACGAGAAGAAAUGUCACCUGUAUUAUUCGCGGACCGCGCAGGAUGCCAAUCCCUUGGACAGCAUCGACCUCUCCAGUGCGGUCUUUGACUGCAAGGCGGACGCCGAGGAGGGGACUUUUGAAAUCAAGACUCCCAGCCGGAUUAUUACUCUGAAGGCCUCCACCAAGCAAGUGAUGGUGUACUGGCUGCAGCAGCUGCAGAUGAAGCGCUGGGAGUUCCACAGCAGCCCACCUGCACCUCCCGCCGUCCCCGACGCCGCCCUGGCUGCCAACGGGCCUACCCUGCGCCUCGAGCUAGAGCAAGAGGAAGCAGAGCUGGAGGACUUCCUGUGCCCUGUGCGAACGCCCCCCGGGCUUGUGGGUGUGGCGGCUGCCUUGCAGCCCGUGCCUGCCAUGCCCUUGGCCCUUCAGAACAUUUCCCUCAAGCAUCUUGGAACUGAAAUACAAAACACAAUGUACAAUAUUCGGGGCAACAGGCAGGCCCAAGGAACAGGCCACGGACCUCCAGGGGAAGAUCCUCCACUGAGCGUGGAACCUUGGAGAACGGAGCAGCCCCUGCCCUCUGACCCCGGCACCCCAGGGAAAGAUCCAGCAGAUUCUCCAAAGUCUACACCCAAGUCCUCUCUGACUGCCAAUCUCAUUCAGAAAGCCAAGCGCCAGAACAGCACCUUUCCGUUCUUUGCUGAAGGAUUCACACGGACCCGAACUGCCCAGGAAAAGGUUCUAGCCUUGGAGCAGCAGGUUCUGAUGCUCACCAAGGAGUUAAAGUCUCAGAAGGAGCUGGUGAGGAUCCUGCACAAGGCUCUAGAGGCUGCCCAGCAGGAGAAGAGGGCAUCCAGCGCAUACCUGGCAGCGGCCGAGGACAAGGACCGGCUGGAGCUGGUGCGGCACAAGGUGCGGCAGAUCGCAGAGCUGGGCAGGCGGGUGGAGGCCCUGGAGCAGGAGCGGGAGAGCCUGCUGCAGACGGCCGGCCUGCAGGAACAGCAGGUGCAGGAGCUGCGGCGGCACGUGCAGCUGCUCAUGGAUAAGAACCAGGCCAAACAGCAGGUCAUCUGCAAGCUGUCUGAGAAGGUCACCCAGGACUUCACGCAUCCCCCUAUCCAGCCGCCUGGGCCCCCAGGGGCUGCCAACAGGGACUUCCUGAGCCAGCAGGAGAAGAUGGAGCACCUGAAGGAUGACAUGGAAGCAUAUCGGACCCAGAACCGCUUCCUCAACUCCGAGAUCCACCAGGUCACAAAGAUCUGGAGAAGGGUGGCUGAAAAGGAAAGGGCCCUCCUGAUGAAGUGUGCCUACCUCCAAGCCAAGAACUGCCAGGUGGAGAGCAAGUACCUGGCCGGGCUGCGGAGGCUACAGGAGGCCUUGGGGGGUGAGGCCACUGAGUGCUCAGAGCUGCUGAAGCAGCUUAUCCAGGAGGCGCUACAGUGGGAAGCCGGGGAGGCCUCAGCUGAUGGCGUGGAGCUGAGCCCUAUCAGUGAGUAUGAUGAGUAUGGCUUCCUGACGGUGCCCAACUACGAGAUGGAAGACCUGAAGCUGCUGGCCAAGAUCCAGGCACUAGAGGUGCACUCCCAUCACCUGCUGGCCCAUGAGGCCGUGGAGCAGCCGCUGCGGGAGCGCUGGGCUGCUCUGGGUGAUCUUGCACCCUCGGUCGAGCUCAAGCAGCUGCUGCGGGCAGGUGUGCCCCGAGAGCACCGGCCGCGUGUCUGGAGGUGGCUGAUCCACCUCCGCGUCCAGCAUCUGCGGAGCCCCGGCCGCUACCAGGAGCUGCUGAACCGGGGCCAGGUCCGCGAGCAUCCUGCCACCCGCCAGAUUGAGCUGGACCUGAACCGUACCUUCCCCAACAACAAGCACUUCACCUGUCCCACCUCCAGCUUCCCCGACAAGCUACGCCGGGUGCUACUGGCCUUUUCCUGGCAGAACCCCACCAUUGGCUACUGCCAGGGCCUGAACAGACUGGCGGCCAUCGCUCUGCUGGUCCUGGAGGAGGAGGAGAGCGCCUUCUGGUGUCUGGUGGCUAUUGUGGAGACCAUCAUGCCCGCUGAUUACUACAGCAAGACGCUGAUGUCAUCCCAGGUGGACCAGCGGGUGCUCCAGGACCUCCUCUUGGAGAAGCUGCCCAGGUUGAUGGCUCACCUGGGGCAGCACCAUGUGGAUCUCUCCUUCAUCACCUUCAACUGGUUCCUCGUGGUCUUUGCGGACAGUCUCAUCAGCAACAUCCUUCUCCGGGUCUGGGACGCCUUCCUCUAUGAGGGUACCAAGGGAAGAGGCAUGACCGUGAUCCGGGAAGCCCAUCCCUAUUCCCUCCGCUGCCCAUCCAGUGGUAUUCCGCUAUGCCUUGGCCAUUUUCAAGUACAACGAGGAGGCGAUCCUGAGACUGCAGGAUGGCCUGGAGAUCUACCAGUACCUGCGCUUCUUCACCAAGACCAUUUGCAACAGCCAGUGAGAACCCACUUCUGCCCCUACCCUGCCUGGCCAGCACUCCCACCACCCACACAUGCCCCAGGACACAUAGCAGAGGGUAGGCAGGAAGCUGAUGAACAUCGCCUUCAACGACAUGAACCCCUUCCCUAUGAAGCAGCUGCAGCAGUUGCGGAUGGCCCACCGGGAGCGGCUGCAGGCUGAGCUGCACGAGCUGGAGCAGCUGAAGGCUGAGUACUUGGAGACUCGGAACUCCCAAGGCCCAGCGGUGCCAGAGGGUUGCACCAGUGAGGACGAGGGGGAGGGGGACGCCUGACUUGGCCACCUGCCCUCCCCAAAGCUCUUUCUCCCCUUUGGCUGUCAGGCCUCUGGGAGGAUGGCCGUGGAACGGUGGUCCAGCCCGUGAGCCACAGCACUGCGUGUCGCUGGGCAAGUCCCUUCCCCUCUCUGGGCCUCAGUCUCCCCAUCAGAACAUUGUCUGCUGUGAAGCUCUUGGUUGGGACUCAUGAGCACAUACCCAGGGAUGCCACCCCUUUCUCACUUCUCCCACAGAGCACUUCAGCAAACAGACAAGCAAGAAUGCUGGCUUAUUGGGUAACCUGAACAUUCUUUAAGUUUUAUCUGUAUAAAACAAUGUAAAUAUUGGAAA
Messenger RNA from Zalophus californianus (California sea lion), 3821 nucleotides. It is a transcript of the gene TBC1D2, whose product is annotated as TBC1 domain family member 2. The record is from RefSeq and is a predicted model, not a curated record. The coding region runs from base 539 to 3376 and encodes 945 amino acids. Lineage: Eukaryota; Metazoa; Chordata; Mammalia; Carnivora; Otariidae. The transcript is spliced from 14 exons.